Messenger RNA from Symbiodinium sp. CCMP2456, 1796 nucleotides. Lineage: Eukaryota; Dinophyceae; Suessiales; Symbiodiniaceae. The record is from the annotation of a GenBank genome assembly.
AUGGCCAUCGCGAGUUGGACCGAAAUCUUCGUGCGAGACGAUCGAGCCCUCGUGCAUGUCUUCCUGCCACCGUGGCUGGCCUACGGCCUGGAUCCGGCAACGUCCUCCGCCUACAUGCUCGAAGGCCUGGACUUCGUCCGCGUGAAUCUCAGCGAAGAGGGAGUUCCAACAUCCGCUCUGGACACGACGAGCUUCCAACAUCGCAGGACAGUGAUGAAGCAGAAGCUGGAAGGCCUCGCCGGGGAUGUCUCCACACCUUUACGCGCCAAUCUGCAAGCGGGCAGAGCUACCAUUCCACGGACCACGGAACCCAACCUUCUCAAACAGGCUCAGCUGGUCGUUCUCGCGCAUGCCGCCGAGCCUGGCAAGCCUAAAGCUGCCUUGGGAGCCUACCUCUACGACGCUCCGGGCGGCGGGAACCGGCGCUUCUGUCCGCCUCCGGGACACAGAAGAUUGGAGCUCUGGACUGGCCACAUCGCCUUCUUCAACGGAGACGCCUACAUCGCGGACACGUCCAACAACAGGAUCCUGAAGGUCAGUCCAGGCAACUCCGCGGCUGAGAUCUUCUUCGGUGACGCCUACAUCACUGACCAUUGCAACAACAGGAGCCUGAAGGUUAGUCCGGGCAACUCCGAGGCUGACAUCUUCUUCGCUGGCAAAGGCAGAGGCUCAGACCUGGACCAGCUGUACAGGCCUACAGGUCUGACUUUUUCCGACGGCAACGCCUACAUCGUGGAUGGUGGCAAUGACCGAGCGAUGAAUGUCUCAAAGUCCAAGGCUCCAAUCUUUGGCAAAUUUGGCCGGAGGCUGCUUUGUGAGCCGGAGACAUUCGAGGAGAUUGCACUUGCCCUUGGGUGUGUCAGUGCCAACGCGGAAAGUGCUCUUUGGCACCUUGCUGUUGACUAUCGCCGUUCAAGCGUUAUUGCUGCAGAAAGGAGGGCAAAGUGGGGUCACAAAGCCAGACCUGUCAAGGGCUUGCUUGCGGGCAUCCGGACACUGGCAUUGGCUUUUGUGCUUCUCUUUGCGGUGUUGUACGUGAUUUCAGGCUUCUCCGCCAUGACGAUCGGCAGCCACUAUGGCGACACGUUUCUCGAUGACGAGAACACCCUGGUUCCCUACUUCAGGACCAUUCCAGAUGCAAUGUUUACGGCCUUCCGAUGCUUCACGGGGGAGUGUACCACUUACGCUGGUGAGCCCAUCCACUAUCUUCUUGCUCUCGAGUUCGGCUAUCCGUUCAUGUUCCUAUAUGUGGGCUGCUAUAUGCUGGUGACGAUGGGCAUUUUCAACGUCAUUCUCGCUGUCUACGUGGACAUCACCAUGAAAGCAGCGAAGGAGAACGAUGCCGUCAACGCCGAGCAGUAUUCUCGUGAGUCGAUCCGAGUUGCGAAGACCACACGCGAGCUGUUGAAGAAGUUCUCCGCUGCCUAUCGGCUUUUUAACGACCUGGAUUCAGCGAAAGACUCGAACUCCUGGGGAACACGCCUUGACUUGGGGAGAGCGGGCGUGUUCAACGAGACAGAGAUGGACAAGAUCGCCAUCACCAAGGAGCUCUUUCUGUUGAUCGUGCAAGAUAGCGCGGUGCAGAAGCUGAUGGAUGAGUUGGACCUGCCGCCCGACCGCGCGAAUCUCUUCGAGAUCAUCGAUGCGGACGGCAGCGGGACGCUUCAAAUCACGGAGCUUCUCCAUGGACUCCUCAAAAUUCGAGGUGAUCUCAGCAAGAGUGAUGCUGUGGCCUCCUUGCUAGCAACUCGCGCAGUGCAGCAGAUGCUCGCUGACUUCAUUGCUCAGAGCAAGCG